This is a messenger RNA of Anthostomella pinea, 1293 nucleotides long. The record is from the annotation of a GenBank genome assembly. NCBI's taxonomy places the organism in Eukaryota, Fungi, Ascomycota, Sordariomycetes, Xylariales, Xylariaceae.
AUGCCUUCCCAGAGCGCGACGAACGGAGAGGCCAACGGCCUCGUGGGCGAGGUGCGGUGCAUCCCCCUUUCGUACGAGAACAAGAACUGCGACCCCUCGGCCCGCGAACUCAUCCUCGCCCUACGACCCGAGUGGUCGAGUCCCGACUCCAAGCUCGAGUUCGUACGGUUCACAGAAGGCAUCACGAACACGCUGCUGAAAGCGGUCAACCGGAAAGAGGGCCUGACAAAGGAGGAGAUCGACAACGACGCCAUCCUGCUGCGGGCCUACGGCCACGGCACCGACGUCCUGAUCGACCGGCACCGCGAGACUCAGAACCACGAGCUCCUGACCAAGUACGGCCUGGCGCCGGAACUGCUGGCGCGCUUCAACAAUGGCAUGAUGUACCGCUACAUCCGCGGUCGCGUGACCCAGCCCGCCGACCUGCGCACCCUCCCUGUGUACCGGGCCGUGGCGCGGCGGCUGGCCCAAUGGCAUGCGCGCGUGCCCUGCAUACACGAAACGUACGCCGAGAAGAGCGGCCUCAACGGCAUCACUAACGGUCCCCACGAUGCCGCCGCCACCGACCACGUUGCGCCGGGCAAGCCGCCGCCCAACGUCUGGACCGUCAUGCAGAAGUGGAUCCUGGCCCUGCCGGCCAAGACCGACGCCGAGAGGACGAGGCAGGCCGACCUGCAAAAGGAGCUCGAGAGGCUGGUCGGAGAGCUGAGCCAACGGCCGGGGCUUGGCGAGAACGGCCUCGUCUUCGCACACUGUGACCUUCUCAGUGGGAACGUAAUCAUCGAGCCGAAGGGCCCCGGGACCACUGCCGUCGACGGCGGUGGCGGCGGAGGUGUCACGGAUGGCGACAACGAGGAGCUCUCGGUCAGCUUCAUCGACUACGAGUACGCAACCCCCUCGCCUGCAGCGUUCGACCUGGCGAACCACUUCGCAGAAUGGGGUGGCUUCGACUGCGACUACAACGUGCUGCCGACGCGGGCGCAGCGGCUCGAGUUCAUCGAAGCGUACAUCCGCACCUACUACGGCCUCCUACCAGACGCAAAAGUGGACUUGGAGGCGGAGGUACAAAGGCUGCACGCCGAGGUCGACGUGUUCCGGGGCGUGCCCGGCUUCUACUGGGGCAUAUGGGCGCUGAUCCAGGCGACCAUCUCGCAGAUCGAAUUCGACUAUGCGAAGUACGCUGAGGUGCGCCUGGGCGAGUACUGGGCCUGGAGGGACGAGGUGAAUGAUACGCGUGCGUUGGCGGGGAGGGAGAUGCCGCUGCGGGAGAAGCGGUGGGCGAAGGCGGAGUGA